Molecule: messenger RNA, 486 nt
Organism: Hydatigera taeniaeformis
Lineage: Eukaryota; Metazoa; Platyhelminthes; Cestoda; Cyclophyllidea; Taeniidae
Source: the annotation of a GenBank genome assembly
AUGCAGCCCAAAACACGGACUCCUAGGAGCAAGACCACUACCUCACCAGACACUUCAACAACCACAACCGUGACAGUGCAGGUGAACCCUCUCGAAGUCGAUCCAUAUGACGAGUUGCCUGGGGUGAUUGAAGUGGCUCCUCCGAUUCCGCCCCAUCCAAACAAGAUGGAUCAAUCAGUUUACGCCAACUUUUACGAGAACUAUCCACCAGGUGGGACGCUAGAUGGUCGCAACGGGUUGCCAUCCUCUCGAAACCCCACUGUCCUGCCUCGGUCUGCAUCGCCAAAGACAGAGGAGGGUCAGGCCAAAUCGGUUUCAUUUGCAACUACUAAAAGUUAUGCUACUACUAAUACUUCCACCCCUGCCACCACUGCUGCUGCUUCUGCUGCUGCUGCUGCUAAUCCGUGUUUGACUGCGGAGUGCAACAACGAGAAUCAUCAGGUAAAAACUUUGAUAGCCCCUGAGUUGUCAUUUCUCCAUACUUAA